GAUAUUGCCCUCAACAUCCGGUAGGUGAGGUCACACACGUAAACACAUGCCGUACGAAUCAUUUUACUGUSUUACAUUUUUGGGGGAAGAAKUAUAGAGCUUUAUACACAUUCACACAAUGAAAGUUAAAGUCCUCUCCAGGAAUCCGGACGACUAUGUCCGUGAGACGAAGUUGGAUAUCCAGCGUGUACCACGGAAUUACGACCCGUCCCUCCAUCCGUUCGAGGUGCCAAGAGAAUACACCCGUGCCCUGAAUGCCACCAAGUUGGAGCGCGUGUUCGCCAAGCCGUUCCUGACUUCUCUGGACGGCCACAGGGAUGGGGUGAACUGCAUGGCCAAGCACCCCAAGAGCCUCUCCACAAUGCUGUCCGGCUCCUGCGAUGGAGAGCUGAAGGUGUGGAAUCUAACCAAACGUGAGUGUGUUCGUACACUCCAGGCCCAUGAAGGCUUUGUCAGGGGGGUGGUCGUCCGCUUCUGUGGCACCUCCUUCUUUACGGUUGGUGAUGACAAGACUAUCAAACAGUGGAAGAUGGAGACUCCCGGCUACGGAGAGGAAGAGGAACCUCUCAAUACUAUUCUUGGGAAGUCUGUGUUCACCAGCAUCGACCACCACCAGAAGGAGGGUGUGUUUGUGACGUGUGGCCAGCAGGUGGACAUCUGGGAUGAGCAGCGCAGCAACCCCAUCCGCUCCUUCUCCUGGGGCGUGGACAGUUUCAACUGCGUCCGCUUCAACCCUGUAGAGACUGAACUUCUAGCAAGUUGUGCCUCUGACAGAAGUAUUGUGCUGUAUGACAUGAGGGAAGCGACACCUCUUAAAAAGGUAAUCAUGAAUAUGAGGAGCAACACUUUGUGCUGGAAUCCCAUGGAAGCUUAUAAUUUCACCUGCUCUAAUGAAGAUUACAAUCUGUAUACAUUUGAUAUGAGGUACCUGGACAAGCCUGUCACCGUCCACAUGGACCAUGUCUCAGCCGUGCUGGAUGUAGACUACUCUCCAACUGGUAAGGAGUUUGUCUCGGCCAGCUUUGACAAGACCAUCCGCAUCUUCCCCAAAGACAGUGGGCACAGCAGGGAGGUGUACCACACCAAGCGCAUGCAGCACGUCAUCUCCAUAAAGUGGUCGUCAGACAACAAGUACAUCCUGAGUGCUUCAGAUGAGAUGAACAUCAGACUGUGGAAGGCCAACGCUGCUGAGAAGUUGGGAUUGCUGGCUCAUAGGGAAAAGUCAGCUGUGAACUACAGCCAGAAGCUGAAGGAGAAGUUCCAGCACCACCCUCAGAUCCGCCGCAUCUCGCGCCACCGCCACCUGCCCAAGUCCAUCUACAGCCAGAGCAAGGAGCUGCGUGUCAUGAAGGAGGCUCGCCGCAGGAAGGAGAGGAACGUACGCAAGCACAGCAAGCCUGGCUCCAUGCCUGUGGUGACGGAGAAAGAGAAACAUGUCGUCACCGUGGUGAAAUAGAAGGAACAUGGACGCCAGUGACCGUGUGGCAUUGGAGGACUAAAGGACUACUCAACUCUACACACACCUGGGCCACGUUCAGAAACACACAACUAGCGUUGCAAAAUGUCGGUAAGUUUCCCAAAAUUCUCUGGUUUUCCAGAAAUUCCAGAUACCUGGAUAUCCUGCUUGUUCCCUCAUGAUUCCAGGACACAGGAGGUUGGUGGCACCUUAAUUGGGGAGGACGGGCUCGCGGUAAUAACUGGAGCAGAAUGGGAUCAAACACAUGGUUUCCAUGUGUUUGAUGUCAUUCCAUUUGCUCCGUUCCGGCCAUUAUUAUGAGCCGUCCUCCCCUCAGCAGCCUCCUAUGUUCCAGGAAUAUUCCAAACGGGAUUUCUGACAAACCUGGCUAUUUGGGAAAGAUACCAGAAUUUUGCAACCCUGCACACAACGUUAUGUGUCCCUUCAGUUAUAUUCAUGACAUUCUGAUCUGCAACGUUCAAAAG
Messenger RNA from Salvelinus sp. IW2-2015, 1941 nucleotides. RefSeq names its product DDB1- and CUL4-associated factor 13. Gene Ontology annotation, cellular component: nucleolus; small-subunit processome. Gene Ontology annotation, biological process: maturation of SSU-rRNA from tricistronic rRNA transcript (SSU-rRNA, 5.8S rRNA, LSU-rRNA). Lineage: Eukaryota; Metazoa; Chordata; Actinopteri; Salmoniformes; Salmonidae. Gene Ontology annotation, molecular function: protein binding. The record is from RefSeq and is a predicted model, not a curated record.